Messenger RNA from Penicillium salamii, 1080 nucleotides. The record is from the annotation of a GenBank genome assembly. NCBI's taxonomy places the organism in Eukaryota, Fungi, Ascomycota, Eurotiomycetes, Eurotiales, Aspergillaceae.
AUGGGCUCAUCGGAUUUAAAGAGAGAGGACCCAGUUGGGGAAACCAAGUACGAAUUGGAUUGGGCGGACCUGGCCACGCUCGAUCUUUCUCAGUUUGAAGUACCAGGAGGCAAGAGAAGGCUUGCAAACCAACUGAACGAGGCUAUUCAUGAGAUUGGAUUCUUCUACAUUGCCAAUGUUGGGUUGACCUCGGAGCAGGUUGAUCGACAAUUCGCGAUCGGGCGCAAGAUCCUCGGACUCUCAGAAGAAGAAAAAUUGAAGUAUCGCGCAGACCUUGAGGGUGGUAGCUAUAAUGGCUAUCGGCCUCUGGGGUCGAUUGAGAUUCUUCCUGGUCUAUAUGACAAUGUUGAAUUCUACAACGUCUUCAAGUUUGUGGACAAGUACAGGCGAGAACACCCGGCAGUUGUUCAGCAGUAUUAUACUGAGAUUGAGACUUUCCAUCGUCUUAUCCACGAAAACAUUGCGUUCAAAUUGCUGCAGCUGAUUGCCAUUAUCCUGGAACUGCCUGAAGAUGCUUUGACAAACCACCAUCUGUACAAGGAUGACAGCGAGUCAUUUCUACGAUACAUGCGCUAUCGCAAUCGAAGUUCCAGCGAGAACUCUAAAUUCCAGGAGCUGUAUCUUCGUGGUCAUACCGACUUUGGCAGUCUAACCUUUGUCUUCUCACAGCCUAUUGCGGGCCUGCAAGUGAAGACACCAGAUGGCAACUGGAAAUAUGUCAAACCGUACCCCGGAAGCAUCGUGGUCAACACUGCCGAUUGUUUACAAUUUUGGACAAAUGGGUAUCUGCAAAGCAGUAUCCACCGAGUUGUCGUUCCACCUGAGGACCAGCGACAUGUCGAUAGAUUUGGACUGCUGUAUUUUGCCCGGCCGACGGACAGCAUGAAUUUGGAAACGAUGGAGAGCCCACUUCUGCGGAGGCUUGGACUCAAGAAUGACGACAAAAAGGAUGAUCAGCCUCCACUUGAGGUUGGCGAAUGGAUUCGAUCUCGAAUCAAGAAGAACUGGACCCGAUCACCGGCGGACAACGAUCAGACCAUCUCUGUGGGUGGGUAUAAGGCGAAGAUCUUUCACCAGUAG